AUGGUCAUAACUAUAGAAGUAGAAAACUUCGUGGUCAAGAAAGUGCUCGUCGACCAAGGAAGCUCCGUGGAUAUCUUAUACUGGAAAACCUUCAACAAACUGCAGAUACCCUUAGCGGACCUCACUCCCCACAAUGAACCAAUAUACGGUUUCUCGGGCGAAAGGGUCCCAACCAAGGGGUAUAUCGACCUCCAUACUACAUUUGGAGAAGGAAGGCAAACGAAAACCAUACCCAUUCGCUACCUAGUUGUGGAAGCACACACAUCUUACAACAUACUUUUGGGAAGACCGUCCAUCAACGCCUUGGGGGCCAUCGUACCCACCCCACACCUCGCCAUGAAAUUCCCAUCCUCGCAAGGUGACAUAAUCACGAACAGAGCAACCUUAGCAGGUGACGACCUCGACCCAAGGGUAAACUCUGAGGCCAGGGUCGAGCCCGUUGGGGACAUAAGACACUUCCCCCUCCCGCAGCCAAAUCGAUUCCUCCAGAUUGGCACCACCCCCCCAAUUCUCACUAAACCAGACCUCAGCCUUCCCCUCAUCAUAUACAUAGCAGCAUCUACGGGCGCGCUCAGCUCCGCUCUCGUCCAAGAGAAAGACAACACCCAACAACCCAUAUAUUUCACCAGCCGAAUCCUCCAAGACCCGGAAACGCGCUACCAGAUGAUUGAAAAAAUAGCCCUCGCAUUGAUAACUGCAGCACGACGACUGCGCCCAUACUUUCAGUCCCACACCGUCAUCGUCAGAACGGAUCACCCUGUGCACAAGAUCCUCCAAAAACCAGAUUUGGCAGGGCGGCUAUCUUCGUGGGCUAUCGAAUUGUCCGAAUUCAACAUCCUCUACGAGCCACACGGCCCCAUCAAAGCACAAUGCUUGGCAGACUUCACCAACGACCUCCAGAACCACCCACCCACCCAAGACACUUGGUGGACGAUGCAUGUAGAUGGCUCCUCAAACCCCCAAGGUGCCGGGGCGGGAAUAGUGCUAGAAGGUCCCGGCGACGUCCUUGUCGAGCAAUCCCUCCGCUUCAAUUUCAAAAUGUCCAACAAUCAAGCAGAAUACGAAGCCAUAAUAGCCGGCCUCAACCUAGCACGCGACGUUGGUGCAAAGAAGCUACUUUGCAAAACAGACUCCAAGCUCACAGUAGGACACCUCAAUGGCGAGUAUCAAGUCAAAGAUGCCCUACUCUCACAAUACUACCACGCGGUAACCGCCCUAAUCGAACACUUCGAGGCUUUCAAGAUCGAACACGUCCCCAGAAGUAACAACACCAGAGCCGACAUUCUCUCAAAGCUUGCCAGCACCAAGAAGAAGGGGCGAUACAAGUCGCUUUUGCAACACACCCUCAGCAUUCCAUCCAUCGAGCAAACCAGUCAGUGCCUCAACAUCACCACCUCCGGCACCUGGAUGGAACCUUUUGUCACAUACCUCGAAGACGGAACCACCCCGGCAAACGCAGACAAGGGAUGGACCCGGAAAGCAGCGCGCUAUAUUUUAGUCGACGGUGAACUAUUUAGACGCGGCUUCAGCAGACCAUUGCUCAAGUGCAUUACCCGCGAUCAAGCCGAAUACGUCAUGCAAGAAAUACAUCAAGGCGUUUGCGGCUAUCACUCGGGUCCCAAGACCAUGGCCGCCAGAAUAUUGCGCGCCGGCUACUAUUGGCCGACAAUGGAGGAAGAUUGCACCACUUAUGUUAGAAAAUGCGCUCAAUGUCAAAAGCACGGCCCCGUCACGCACGUACCCCAGGAAGAACUUCACCACGUAUCCUCACCAUGGCCAUUCUCCAAAUGGGGAAUGGACAUAAUCGGGCCUUUUGCACCAAGAAAAGGACAGGUCAAAUUCCUACUUGUUGCCGUUGAUUACUUCUCCAAGUGGAUCGAGGCAGAACCCCUUGCCACCAUAACUGCCAAUCAGGUGCAGCGUUUCGUCUGGAAGAACAUCAUCUGCCGCUAUGGUAUCCCUCACACCAUCAUAACUGAUAACGGCCGCCAAUUCAUAGACAAAGGCCUCACCGAAUUCUACCGCAACUUGAAAAUCACACACGUCACCAGUUCCGUCGAGCACCCCCAAACAAACGGCCAAGCAGAAGCCGCAAACAAAGUCAUCCUCGGCCAACUCAAGAAGCGGCUUGACGGGGCAAAGGGCAAAUGGCCAGACGAACUCCUCGAAGUACUUUGGGCAUAUAGAUGCACGCCCCAAUCCUCCACCCAUGAGGCACCAUACACCCUUGUCUACGGCACCGACGCCAUGAUUCCCGUGGAAAUCGGACAACCAUCCCUGCGCCAACAACACCAUAGCGACCAGACCAAUGACGAUUGUAUGAACACCCAUCUCGACCUUCUAUACGAAGCACGAGAAAAGGCACGCAUCCAUGACCUUGCGACCAAAUUAAGAGCCGCUAGAAGAUACAACUCCAAGCUCAAACCACGCUCUCUCCACAAGGGCGACUUAGUCUGGAGGAUGACCAGCAAAGCAAGGAAACACGAAGGCAAAUUCUCGCCAAACUGGGAAGGCCCAUUCCGUAUACUAAAGGACGUCGGCAAAGGAGCAUACCGUCUGGAGAAACUUUCUAGAGAACCACUACCUAGCACUUGGAACAUUUCGCAUUUAAAGUUGUAUUUUAGCUGA
Molecule: messenger RNA, 2628 nt
Organism: Vigna unguiculata (cowpea)
Lineage: Eukaryota; Viridiplantae; Streptophyta; Magnoliopsida; Fabales; Fabaceae
Source: RefSeq, a predicted model, not a curated record